AUGGAAGUGACGCUGCUUCGGGACCUCGUAGAAUGGCUUGAACACCGCGUCUGUUCAUUCUACUCUCGUUUCAAGAUGCUGAAAAUUCCCAUCUUUCCCAGUCUUGUCGGAAUUACUGAAGCUGUUGCAGUCCGCGUGGGAGUCCCGCACUUGUUCCAUGGCAUUGCUCGAAUCGCUGAGCCAUGGGUAUCCUCUGUCGACGCCAUCCUUGGUGGACUCGUGCUUAACAUCAUCCGGUUCAUCAUGCGUAUCUGCGGACUCGAAGUCGAUGAUAACCGAUCGGUGGUAUCUAUCACCAGGAGCACCGCCCAGCUGGAUCGAACCAUUGAGAAACUCGAGAACGAGCUCGUGCGUGUGCAGACUCAAUUGGCUAUCGAAAAGCGCGAGAAAGACGAUCUCAACGCGACCGUUCGUCGUGUGCUGGUCAUGAUGACCCACGAGAACGACGCACUUGAAGCAUUUUGUGACGAUCAAGCAUCGACACAUAUAUCGUCUGCUCGUAACAAAUUCCUUGAAGACGAAAUAGCUGUCGUACGUCAAGAAGCUGCCGCUCUCGCGUCGGCAAACGACGAGCUGCGGCGAGAAUCGGCUACAGUUGGCCACUUGGCAACCACAUCAGUAUCGAAGCACAACUUGGACGCCCAAGGGCUUGUGGUCACCGCAACCAGCGAAGCCUCUGGCUCGUCUAUAUCUUCAACCGUCCCACCAGCCAUAAUGUACCUCGCGGAGGCAACACUUCGUGUCUAUUAA
Messenger RNA from Aphanomyces invadans, 750 nucleotides. RefSeq lists its product as hypothetical. The transcript has 2 exons. The coding region runs from base 1 to 750 and encodes 249 amino acids. NCBI's taxonomy places the organism in Eukaryota, Oomycota, Saprolegniomycetes, Saprolegniales, Verrucalvaceae. The record is from RefSeq and is a predicted model, not a curated record.